Trypanosoma conorhini is the source of this 3102-nucleotide messenger RNA. RefSeq lists its product as uncharacterized. The transcript has a single exon. The coding region runs from base 1 to 3102 and encodes 1033 amino acids. Lineage: Eukaryota; Euglenozoa; Kinetoplastea; Trypanosomatida; Trypanosomatidae. The record is from RefSeq and is a predicted model, not a curated record.
AUGCAGAGGGUGCGGCUGCUGGUGGGCGCUGACCGCCUGCUCUGCACGGCGCGCCGCUGCCUCAUGGGGAGGAGUAACACGGCGCUAAGCGGCCACGUGCCUUCGCCCGGCAGCGGCGGCUUCGUCGUGCGGGAGGCGAUUGCGCCGGAGAUGGUGACAAUUGAGCUGCUGCCCGCCGCGGAGGAACACUGUGGCCACGCAGGCGAAGGCAGCGACACUAGUGGCGGGGUGGGCCGUGCCGCCGCGAACUCCCACCGCCGCGGUGGCGAGGCGAGUUGGCGCAGCGGUGGUGGUGGCACGCAGGUUGCAGGUGAACACCUGCGGCAGAAGCACUACUGGGAUGUCACGAGCAUUGACAACUUUGCGAAGAGCCGCGUGCUCAACUACGUCCGCCGAACAGGGAACCGCUCUGCAGACGUGUUUGAAGUGAGCGCGGAGCCGAUGCUGGGAAGGACGGUGUACCGUGCACGAUGCAAGCUGGUCCUCCCCUCACCGCACCACUUCUACGUGGCAGAGGGCGUCGGCGAGGAUGAGAAGGACGCGGAGCUGCUGGCCGCGAUGCACGCGGAGCGGGUGUGUGACGCGUUGGGUGUUCCGCUCUUCCGACUGUCGUCCAUGCAGCAGAAGUACGCGGAGAAUGUCCGGCGCCAGGGUCGCUACGCACCGAUGCCGGGCGAUCCAAUCAAACCGGAGAACACAAUCGCCCCGCCACCGCUGCGUAUGCUGACGGCGGCGCCCGAGGGCAGCGGUGCCGCCGCCGCCGCCGCCGCCGCCACUGACGCCGCUGAGGCCUCAUCCUUCUUUUCCACCACCAUCGCAGAGGCAGAGAUCAUCACCGACACGAGUGUGACGGGCAAACGCAGGCGAUGCACGUCAAAGCUGUCACUGGAGCAACCCCCACCGGCUGCGGCUCCCACGGCUCCCACGGCUCCCGUUGAUGCCACCGCUGCGAAUGGCACAACGACAGCCCUGGACGCUCUUCAGGCAGACGGUAGCGGGGAACCGCCGUAUCACGCCACGGUGCACUAUCCGUGGCAUUCCCCCGCUGCGCCGGGCAGUCAUGGGGGAGUCGCGGCGACGGGAGGAGGAACGACGGCGGCGAUGGGCACCGCCGUCCCUUUUGACCCAACGGAGGGGGGCAUGUGGCAGAUGGUGAAUGCGAACUCCACACGGUGUUCCCCCUCGCAGGAUGCCCUGCUACUUCCGUGUGUGUACGAGACGACGGCGUACGAGCGGCUGAAGGAUCACUUUCUGCAUCAAGGCAUGACGCUGAAGGACCGCAUCACUAUUUCUCACGUGGCCGUGCCUGGCCACUCCGCUAGAAUGUAUGUGGCAGAGCUGCGUCUUCAUGACGCCAUCGUCGCCCGUGGAAAGGCGCAAACCAAAGAGUGUGCGGAACACCUUGCCGCGAUGCAUGCGGAGUUGUUGCUGGACGCCCUUGCGCGGCCUUUGUUUCCGCAGGACGACGCGCGGCAGGCGAGACAUGCGACGGCGGUCGAAAGGUUUGGCCGGUGGGCACCGAAUCCAAUCACCGGGGACACGCAGCACCCGCGGCCGCAUGACGCGCUGCCGCUCCCGCUGAAGCAGCAGGUUGGCGGUGAUGAGGUCUGGCUUGACCCGCAAAUGCUGCGACGCUACACUUAUCAGCGCAGCCUCGGGGAGCGCCUCAUUGCGGCGCACAAUGAGAUAAACAACUACUGCGGUGAUUACAUUGAGUCCAAUCCUGAUCCCGGUCUCCUUGCUGAGUCGCGGAAAGCCCUGGAAGCGUGGCAGCGUGAGGUUGCCCGCAACCCACACCCCGACCUGUUUGUUAUCACGCGCAUGGGCGAACAGUUCCGUGCUAGCACGCUGCUGCCGGUGCCCAAAGUGUUUGGCGUUCGCGGAGGUAAUGCGGUGGGCAAGACGAUGGAGCAGUCGAUGGAUCUCUGCGCCCUGCACGCGGUGGAUACACUCUGCGCGCUGGGAAUUCCGCUCUUUCCGGACCCCUCGCGGCAGCGCGCGUUUCUGGAGCAGCGACGACGCAUGGGCCUGGUGACGGUGGAAGACAUGGCGAGGCUGCCGUCAAGCAAAGGGCUUGUCGCCAUUCCGGCCCCCUCCUUGGCGGCGGCGGCCUCCAAAGCCCCGUCCCCGGAGAGGAGUGCACGGCCGCCGUACCUUCCUGGGUACAUGGUUGAAGGCAACCAACCACGCCCGCUGCCUCACAUUGCGGACACGCUGUGCAUCUUGCACCUCCGCAUCCCCGAGGACUUUGACGUCUACGGUGAGAAGCUGAGCGAUGAGGCCAUCAUUGAGGCAGGCAACGAGGCAAAAGUCUGCGUGCAGAACUACCUGCGCCACCACCUGCCGAGGAACAGCAACGUAAAUGCGUCUGUGUACAUCACCGGCUACGGCAGACAAGUGAGUGUGCAUAACAUUGCGUACCUGCCGCUUGUGCUCCCCAGUGCGGGACGUCCCGCCCCCGAAGGAGCCACAAAUGCGAAGAAGAAGAAAAAGUCUAACAACUCCGCUGCGGAUGCGCCAGAAGGGGGUGAUAAUACUAAAGGGGGAGACGCCACAUCUUCUGAUUCUUCUUCUUCCGCUGCUGCUGCUGCUGCUGCCGCCGCGACCAAUGGCACCAACGAUGAGGGUAACAAUAGUCGCAGUGGCUGUGUUGCGGCAGUUUCACAGUCGCGCGAGGCUGAGGACACGGAGGACACGGUGCAGAAGGCCACGGAGCGUCUGUUGGCGGUCGGCAUCUCGCUCAAGAAGAAGGAUGCGGAGAGGAUGUGCUACCUGCAUGCUGUGGAAAUUCUCCGCGGCUUGGGUCAAGACGUGCUCUCCAACUACCGGGCAGGGCUCCCGCGCCGCAAGCAGCCGCCCGCAACACCGCAGCCACCCACCACGUCAACGCCGCCUCGGGCAGGAGGUGGUGGAGCGACCACCGCGCAGGAUGGCGGCGGCGGCUUUGCGAGGGACAAGCUUCAGCCGGAUAAUGCGACGCCCGAGAAGCCAUCGACGCCGAGGCCGUAUAUGCAUAGGCUCAUGAAGCAUUUUAUUACAAGUGGGCGGCAUUACACGCCUCCAAAAAGGCGUUUUCAGCCCGGCCCCAACUCGCCUUUUUGA